AUGGCUACCGUGACAGCAGAGAAUUCCAAUCUGGUUAAAUUCUCAGAUCGGCUGAAACAUGGACGGGCUUUGGCUGAAGAUGUAUGGUCGAUUUACAACGCUGCCAAUCUUCCUGCGGAUUGUAUUAAUCUUGGACAAGGUUACAUGAAUUUUGCUCCUCCCGAAUGGGUCACCAAUGCCGCUAAGGAGGCACUGGGUGUCGUCGCUGCAAACCAUUACUCCCAUCCAAAAGGUCGAAUACGUCUCCGACAGGCCCUCAAGAAAGUAUAUGAUCCUCAACUCAAACGCAAUCUAGAUGUUGAGAAGGAGAUUCUUGUAACUAGUGGUGCCAAUGAAGGUCAAUAUGCUGUAUUUACUGCUUUCCUGGAGCCUGGAGAUGAAGUUAUUAUGUUCGAGCCAUUCUUUGAUCAAUAUCUAGCUUCAGUCACGUUCAACGGCGGUAUACCUGUCUACGUCCCUCUUCACCCUCCCGCCAAUGCAACUGGUCAAUUUUCAAGUGAAGAAUGGAAAAUUAACCCCGAUGAGCUGAGAUCUGCUAUCACACCGCGCACAAAAAUGAUCAUCGUAAACACACCACACAACCCUGUAGGAAAAGUUUUCACAAGGGCAGAGCUAGAAAUCAUCGCCGCUUUAGCGAAAGAGCAUAAUCUUUUGGUCAUGUCAGACGAAGUGUAUGAUACUCUAGUAUUCGAUGGCAAGGAACACGUACGGAUUGCAACUCUUCCUGGAAUGUGGGAUCGCACAGUGACAGUUGGGUCUGCUGGAAAAAGCUUCGCUGCCACUGGUUGGAGAGUGGGCUGGCUUUUUGGGCCUGAAUAUAUCAUUAAGCCGACCCUAGCUGCCACAACACGUAUUGUUUUCUGUUCAAAUUCUCCACUACAAGAAGCUGCUGCCGCUGGCCUAGAGCAGGUGCAGGAGCGCAAAUUCUUUGAGACUCAAACUGCAGAGUAUGCUGAGAGACGGGCCGUCUUGACCAGCUGUUUCGAUUCUUUGGGGCUUCCCUAUACGAAUCCGGAAGGCAGCUACUUUAUACUUCUAGAUAUCUCCAGGGUGAAAUUUCCUGACGACUACCCCUUUCCCCCGAGUGUACUCGGAAGAGGGCGGGACUUCAAAGCUUGCUGGUUCAUUGCAAUAGAAAUUGGCGUUUCAUCUAUACCCUUCUACUGUAUAGAGCAUGCCAAUAUCGGGGAAGUUUACGCUCGCUUUGCAUUCUGUAAGGAUUUGGAUACCCUGAAGCAUGCCUCUGAGCGUCUUGAGAAGCUCAAACAGUACAUAGUCUGA
Messenger RNA from Lentinula edodes (shiitake mushroom), 1281 nucleotides. Its product is annotated as pyridoxal phosphate-dependent transferase. Lineage: Eukaryota; Fungi; Basidiomycota; Agaricomycetes; Agaricales; Omphalotaceae. Gene Ontology annotation, molecular function: pyridoxal phosphate binding; L-kynurenine:2-oxoglutarate transaminase activity. Gene Ontology annotation, cellular component: cytoplasm; mitochondrion. Gene Ontology annotation, biological process: biosynthetic process. The transcript is spliced from 9 exons. The coding region runs from base 1 to 1281 and encodes 426 amino acids. The record is from RefSeq and is a predicted model, not a curated record.